UUUCAGUUUUUGAAGUUAGUUGUCAUCGGUCGCUGUAUUAUAGCUGCAAUUCUGCUGCUAAGUCGCCUUGUAUGAUUGAUAGAGCUGAGUUCUGGGCACAAACCAAAUAAGGGCCCUUUUUUAUAUUGUGGUUGAGUUUCUGUAUCGGCGAAUUGAUGUCCAGACGGCCAGCUGCGGAUGUCGCCUGUUUACUAAACGUGCUCUAGGCGCUAAAGUUUUUGUAUGAGUUGAAGGCUUUGCCUGUGGAUAACGGGAGGGAGAGCAGGGAAGGCCCGGUGAAGCCUCGGCUUUGGAGUGGUUAUCAUGGCCGGAAAUUUUGACGCGGAGGACCGUGGCAGUUGGUACUGGGGUCGGUUGAGCAGGCAGGAGGCUGUGUCUCUGUUGCAGGGGCAGAGGCACGGCGUGUUUCUUGUCCGGGACUCCAUCACCAGCCCCGGCGACUACGUGCUCUCGGUAUCGGAGAACUCCAAAGUCUCACAUUACAUAAUUAACAGCAUCAGUAACAACCGACAAUCCGGUCCAGGUUUGGUCCAUCCCAGGUUCCGCAUCGGUGACCAGGAGUUCGACGCUCUCCCUGCUUUGCUAGAAUUCUAUAAAAUCCACUACUUGGACACCACCACCUUGAUAGAGCCUAUCAACAAGUCGAUACAUACCUCCUUCGUCAGCGGAGGCCCCCCGCCGCGUCUGGAGGACGAGUAUGUCCGAGCACUUUUCGAUUUCCCUGGUAACGACGAGGAGGAUCUCCCGUUUAGGAAGGGUGAUAUUCUCCGAGUUCUUGAGAAGCCAGAGGAGCAGUGGUGGAACGCCCAGAACUCUGAAGGCCGGGCAGGGAUGAUCCCAGUGCCGUACGUGGAGAAGUACCGACCGGCAUCUCCAAGUUCGGUGGCGGGGCCUGGUGUGUCUGGGGGACCGCCGGGAGGAAUGGGGAUGCUAGGGAACUCUGAUGGCUCUGCAGCUCAGUCUGGCCCUCCGCUUCUGGGAGACCCCAGCCAGUAUGCCCAGCCCACCCCACUCCCAAAUCUCCAGAAUGGACCUGUCUAUGCCAGGGCCAUACAGAAGAGGGUGCCCAACGCCUACGACAAGACUGCCCUGGCCUUAGAGGUGGGCGAUAUGGUGAAGGUGACCAAAAUUAACGUGAACGGCCAGUGGGAAGGGGAAUGUAAAGGCAAACGUGGGCACUUUCCCUUCACACACGUCAAACUGCUGGACCAGCACAAUGCCGAGGACGAACUCAGCUGAGAGCGGACAGCUGGGCCGCGACCUGGACACUAGUAUUAGACCCUUCCUCAUCCCUUCUCCCUCCUUUCCAUCCUAUUCCACACACUCACCUGCUCUCUCCUCCCUCACAUCUGCUCCAUCUUUUACCUGCAACCAAGUACAUUUUCAGAGAAUCACUGAGAACAAACCAGACAGACACUUGUUGGACCCUUGUAAUGCACACCCUACAUUUCCACCCCUCUGAAUAAUCAUGCCUGCCGUCCUCCACUACCUGCUCUGACUGUCUGACUGGGUCAUACACUCUACAGUGGAAACAGAAGAUAUACCGAGUCUCCUGUUCUGCGGAAAUGGCAACACCCUUUAGAUCCUCCCCUCAUCAUCUUCCUGUCGUGGACACCUUAUCAACACUCACUCCUCAGGAGACUCCUCGCCACAGAAUUCAGCCACUUCCUCUUCCUGUGUCGGAGCCAGCAGAUAACUGCUCAGCACUGUAUCGUUUUUCAUCCUCAUCCGUCACCAUGUUUACGCCGCUGUAGGAUCACUCGUGCUGCAUUCAUGUCAGAUGAGAAUACAAUAACAAGCUGAAGGGUAACAAUACAUCUUUCAUGUGUUUUGUCUUGUUUGAAGGAAAAGUUUGACAGUUUGGGAAAUGUGCUUAUUUACAUUCUUGCUAAGAGAAGAGAAGAUCAAUAACACUCUCCCCUCAGUAAAUAUGAAGCUACCGCCUGCAGCCAUUUAACUUAGCUGGAAGCGGGGGGGCGGGGGAUUAGCUAACCUCACUCUGUGCGAAGGUAACAGAAUCUUGGUAACCUGGGACCAGUUACCAGGCAACUAGCAGAAGUCACUCCACCCAGCCAAGAAAGAGCCCAGCACAUAUUCACCUGUAAAACAUCAAAUUAUUGUCGUUGACACUUGCUGAAACUAGGCAGGGUGUGUUACCUGUGGACAGAGCCAGGCUUUCUGUUUCCACACACUUCCUGUCUCUACGCUAAGCUAAGCUAACUGCCGUACAAAUAAGAGAGUGGUAACAAUCUUCCCAUUUAACUCUCAGAAAGAAAGCAAAUAAAAAUAUUUCCUAAAAUAUCCACCUAUUGCUUUAAUUCUGAUCUGCUUGCUUCACACUAACAUGCAUGCCUGUAGUGAGUGGUGAAAUUCACCACAGCAAGUAAAGCUUGCAGUGUCGCCACACACAAGAUACAGUUAUUCUCUCAGACCUGCCACAGCCGUGUUAUUUUUUUCUAUAUUUGCCUUUAAUUUUUCCAGACGGGCAUCUCCUUGGUGGCGAUAUCUUUAUUCAGGAAAUGAAAGAAAUAGGGUUCCUGACAGAUGCUGAAGGGAUUUGUAGGAGCUUACAACAUCUAACAGUUUUUCCUGACAACUGGACAGAACAUUAUUCUCUGACCUGUUACCAACCUACCUAAGUUGAGGCGAAGGGUAUUUUCUAGUUUUAAAGUAGACAUCUACUUUUGUUCUUAUUGGACAUGAAUGCAGCUUUAUUUUGAGUCAACCCAAGUCUGUGAGGGACAAGAGCAGCAAGACUGAAAUGCCUGUGCAUCUGUGUCAUUUUAGCACUGGGCAGAUUAACGGAGGACUGUCAUGUCUCAGAAAGAACUGAAAAAGCUAGGUCAACUGGAGGUGUACAGUUCUCAAGGAGGGUCAAGAACCAGUCCGACAUCCACCCCCGACACCAAAUAUCAAAUGGAGGAAACAAAACUGAGUUGAGACCAGCAUCUAGUAGCGACUUCAUGUAGUCAUAGCCGUAGAGCAGGCCCCAGCAGUGAACCUGAGAAACUUCUGUUGACGAGGUGGAAAUAAAGACAACACUACAGUCAACCUCUACACACCUGCCACCUUGGCUCACCUCAGCCCCCAUCCAACGAUCACCUAUGACCAAGUACCACCAAGUAGUCUUUUUUGUAAGAAAAAAAAGAACAUAUUGUUAUGAAAUGAUGUACUAUGUGAUUAUCAUUACAUGCUAAAAUAUUGUUUUUGUUAUCUUCGUAGUUUUCUUCAUAGCUGGGACUGUCUGGUUGGGUGGGUGGGGGGGGGGGACAGUUUCAAUGUACACUUAAUACUGCUGCAUGUUGGGAGGAAGUGAUGGGUUACUGGUGCAAAACGGGAGGGGGCGUAUCUGUUUGCCCCCAGUUGUCACAAUAACACAUGUUCUAAUUCUGCUUCUGAUGUACAUGAAUGAAGUUGAACAGGGUGAAUGUAGGCUGUCUACCAUGUUAGUAAUGUCUUCUCAUAUUAGUGCUCUCCAUUCAGCUCACUGAAUAUACCUUAGCAAAACAGACUGCUCUGUGUUCAGAUCUUGUCAAAUGUGUCCAAGAAAAGAGAAAGUGGUGUUAUUUGGUACCUACCCUUUGUUUUUAACCUAUUAAUAAUCUUGCUGCCACCUUGCACUAUUUUGUUCUUUUAGUCCUCGGGCUUAUCGGCCUGCUUUCCUUUUGUGUUUCCUUACUUAGCCCUCUGCCCCUCUUUAAUUUAAAGCCUUGUCCAUUUGUGAUGCACGCGCCAACAUGGACCUUUUCUUUUACGGUUUUAUCUCUACUUUCUGCCAUUUCUGUAUUGCCAAGAGGCCAGGCAAAUUAUGUUGUAGUACAGGCUUUUUUUUUUUUUUCUUUUUUUUUUUUGCGCUGAAGGGGUUGUUUUCUGUUGAGAUUGAAUCAAUCUACUUGUUGACACCUGACAAUCAUCACCCACAUUCAUCAUAAAGCAGACUGGUUUGGAUUGAAGCGGACUGGAUAUAUAGCUUAGACUUUUGCCAGAGUGAACCUGGUCCACUUUGAAUUUGAUCUGUGAGAACGUGCUGUCUCUUCCAAGUGCAGGGUUCCUCUCAGAUGUCAUUGUACAGUAUUUCUGGCCAGAACACAAUGCCACCUUUAGGUGGCACUGUGGCAACAUUCAGAAAGAUGGGAUCCUUCCAGAAAGCAUAUUCUGCCAGUGCUUAUGAGAUUAAAGGAGAUGAAAUUUGAUUUUUAACAGAAUGCACUUAACUGCUUUUACACUGAGUUUGCAUUGAUCAUAUGUGCUCUUUUUUAUGGUUUUCAAUUAUCCUUGAUUGCUCCAACACAUUAGUUUCCCUGACUUUAUGGCUUUGCCUGAGAAGCUCUGUCCGUCUUUCACAUUUUAUUUUCACGUUGGCCAUGUUCCAAAUCCAUGUUAAAAGAUUUACUGUUUAACAAUAUUUGGCUGACUUCUUGGAAAAAUCUGAUCUAGGGAAGUAACAUUUGAGUUUACUGCCAGUUUUUGACACAGUCCAUUUUUAUCUGUAGUUGCGAUCAAAUCAAGCUUCUUUGUCUCUCACACUGCACAUGACAAGUGGUUAGCUACAUAAAUCAUUAUCUUAUAAAUUGUGUUGCCAAUGAAACCACCAAGAAGUAUUUUUUUAGUAGCCCUGCAUGAAGUCAUUCAUUUCCUUUCAUAAAAAGGAAGGGGUGUCAAAAUGCCAGUGGAAAUUGUGUUAAUAUCAAAAUGUGCCAUUUUAUUAUAACACUAUAUUCUUUCAAGACAAUUGAAAUUACCUUUUUAUUUUCUGUAGCAUGUAAUGUGUUAAUAUACUAGUAAAUAAAGUCAAACCCAUGACAAAUGG
This is a messenger RNA of Toxotes jaculatrix (banded archerfish), 4810 nucleotides long. It is a transcript of the gene crk, whose product is annotated as v-crk avian sarcoma virus CT10 oncogene homolog. The record is from RefSeq and is a predicted model, not a curated record. The transcript is spliced from 3 exons. NCBI's taxonomy places the organism in Eukaryota, Metazoa, Chordata, Actinopteri, Toxotidae. Gene Ontology annotation, molecular function: protein binding. Bases 304 to 1239 code for a protein of 311 amino acids.